Molecule: messenger RNA, 2880 nt
Organism: Annulohypoxylon maeteangense
Lineage: Eukaryota; Fungi; Ascomycota; Sordariomycetes; Xylariales; Hypoxylaceae
Product: P-loop containing nucleoside triphosphate hydrolase protein
Exons: 3
Coding region: 319-2580 (753 amino acids)
Molecular function (GO): ATP hydrolysis activity; ATP binding
Source: RefSeq, a predicted model, not a curated record
CCUGAACGAUGCAACAAUUUCAGGAUUCAUAACCGCCGCUUGGACGACAAACGGAUCACACUAGAAACCCUAUUGCAUCGUGCACUGCAUCUGGAAAUUAAAUCUUACAACCAGGGAUCCACGUUCAUUGGAAGCGGUGUCAUUAAAGAUCUCAGGGGGCAACGAAAAGACCAGAUAGACAAAUUCAGCUUUUCCAGCUUUUUCAGCCUUUUCCAGCUGGAAGAUUCGCAAAUUGAAUCCCGUUUUGAUACGUUCUGGACCCUCCAAAGUCCUAGUGGGUAAGGUAAUCUCCGGCAUCCAUCCCCGACACAAGGAAUAAUGGAAGCCGAUAUCAGAGCCGCAAUUCCGGACAUUGACCCAGUCGUCUCCGAGUACUCGGUAGGCUAUCUUAGACAUGCAUCUACUGCUUGGGUAGGGGAUGAGGAAUCAGCCGCUCUAUCACCCCUCGCUGAGGCUGCCGCUGCCAUCACCGAACUUCUGCUCUCUGCGUCCGGAGACCCGGCUGGCUCAAACCAAGAUAAUAUCCGUUCAUUAGUCUCCAAGUGGGUUGACAAGUAUGAAGAGGCCAACAGCAGCAAUGGCGAGCGGCGGGGACCCUCUGCCGUGAGGCGACUUGACCAGGCCAUCCAGGUCGGCUCUCAGCGGAACAUGUCGUCCACUCUAGCCGUGGCUACCGGUAGUGUCGACCUGGAGUCUGCAAAUGCCCGUAAGGUAGAGUCCAAGGUCGACCGGAAGAAGCUUGAGAAGGCAGAGCGUAAAAUCGCCGCCAAACAGAAUAAGAAACAAUUCAAGACAGUUGAGUAUGAAGCUUCUAAGCUGCUUAACCAGGCCGAGAAUGCCCAGAGCUACGAAGAGUUCUAUAUGGCCGUCAACCCUUUGCAGCUCGGAUCUGGUGGCGGCGUUGGCAAGACCAAGGACAUCAAGAUUGAGAAUAUAGAUGUUAGUAUCGGUGGAACACGUAUCCUCAUGGAUACAGACCUAACUCUCGCUUAUGGACAUCGCUAUGGUUUGGUUGGUCACAACGGUGUUGGUAAAUCUACGUUACUCAGGGCGUUGUCCAGGCGAGAGUUACCCGUUCCUACACAUAUUUCUAUUCUUCACGUCGAACAAGAGAUUACUGGCGAUGACACGUCUGCUUUGCAAGCUGUCUUAGAUGCCGAUGUUUGGCGGAAGGUGUUACUCAAGGAGCAAACAGAAAUCACAGCACGUCUCGCCGACAUUGAGUCUCAGCGUUCGUCCAUGGCGGAUACUUCUGCCGAUGCCGCAAAGUUAGACCAUGAUCGAGAGGCACUUGACCAGAAACUUGGAGAAAUCCAAGCGAAAUUAGCCGAAAUGGAGUCAGACAAGGCAGAGUCCAGAGCUGCUAGCAUUCUAGCAGGUUUGGGUUUCUCCCCAGAACGUCAACAAUUUGCCACGAAGACAUUCUCUGGUGGUUGGCGUAUGCGUCUGGCACUUGCCCGAGCCCUCUUCUGCGAGCCUGACUUGCUACUUCUCGACGAACCGUCCAACAUGUUGGACGUCCCCUCCAUUACCUUCCUUUCGAACUACCUCCUUACCUACCCAAGCACCGUCCUGGUAGUCAGUCACGACAGAGCCUUCCUUAACGAAGUCGCGACAGACAUCAUACACCAGCACUCUGAGCGGCUCGACUACUACCGCGGUGCCAACUUCGAGUCCUUCUACGCAACACGCGAGGAGCGCAAGAAGACGGCUAAGCGCGAGUACGAGAACAACGUAGCGCAGCGUGCCCAUCUACAGUCCUUCAUCGACAAGUUCCGUUAUAACGCCGGCAAGGCCGCCGAGGCCCAGUCUCGUAUCAAGAAGCUCGAGCGCAUGCCUAUCCUUGAACCCCCCGAGACCGAAUACAGCGUCAAGUUCCGCUUCCCCGAAGUCGAGAAGUUGUCUCCACCCAUUGUGCAAAUGUCGGGUGUCACCUUCGGCUACAGUCUCGACAAGGUCCUUCUCAAGGACGUCGACCUAGACGUUCAGCUCGACUCACGAAUCGGUAUCGUCGGACCUAACGGUGCGGGUAAAACUACAAUAUUGAAGUUGCUGAUUGGCAAGCUGUCUGCGACGAAGGGUAUCAUAUCACAGAACUCUCGUUUAAGGAUCGGGUUUUUCGCCCAGCACCACGUCGACGCGCUAGACUUGACGAUGAGCGCUGUCAGCUUCAUGUCAAAGACGUAUCCCGGACGCACAGACGAGGAGUACCGCCGACAGCUUGGCGCUUUCGGUAUCACGGGCACAACCGGUCUACAGAAAAUGGAAGUGUUGUCCGGUGGUCAGAAGAGUCGUGUGGCAUUUGCUUGCCUCGCGCUCACGCAGCCCCAUAUCCUAGUCCUCGACGAACCGUCCAAUCAUCUCGAUAUCGAGGCCAUGGACGCCCUAUCUGAAGCGCUACAAGAGUUCCAGGGAGGUGUGCUGAUGGUUUCUCACGACGUCACGAUGUUGCAGACAGUUUGCAAGAGCCUUUGGGUUUGCGAGAAUGGCACGGUUUGGAAGUUCCCUGGCGAUGUCCAGGCGUAUAAGAAGAGGAUUGCUGCACAGGCUGAUGCUGCGGGUGUUGUGAAGGCGCAUUAGGAGAGGGAGGGUAUGUUGGUAGAUAUGUAGGUAGGUAGGGAUGGAAAUGAGAUAUGAUGCUAUGUUUAGCAUGUAGGGAAUUGGCGGCGGAUGAUGAUUUUAAUGUGCUUCACUGAGGGAGUUGGUGACCUACAACAUUCACACAAACUGGAUGUUCCUUGCGGAAACAUAGGACGUCGCUCUAUUAUUGAGCUGCCUACAUUGGCGUAUACGCCAUUACAAGAACUACACAUUGCAGCCAUUUUAUUUUGGUUUUCCAUAUCGAGCAGUGAUACUCUAUCCGACCUGAGAAUGAGCGUC